Messenger RNA from Ectocarpus sp. CCAP 1310/34, 411 nucleotides. NCBI's taxonomy places the organism in Eukaryota, Phaeophyceae, Ectocarpales, Ectocarpaceae. The record is from the annotation of a GenBank genome assembly.
GUCCCACGCGCCUUUCCCUCGUAAAAUUCAGCAGUGCAAGCGACUGAGGUCACCUCUGCACCCACAGGCGGUACAGAAGCGAAGCCGAAGGUAACAAGAUGUUCGAGCAUGGACACCGCGGGGGUAGAACGAAGGAGCGCGUUGCCGCUAUGUUGCUUCAGCGAAUUAUCCGGGGGUUCAUCGGCCGCAGGCGCAGCGGUCAUAAGAGAGCCGGUUGCCGGCGCCCGGCUCCCUGCGGCUACCGCCGCAACCACUGCCAAGCCCUCCCUCCGAACCACUACCGCCCUCCACCGCGCCGGCACGGAGGACACGGGGGGAGGAGGCACGCCCAUGGAGGGGGGGGGCACGGGCACGGGGGGGGCGGGCACGGACACGGGGGUGGGGGGCACGGGCGCUAACACGACGAGGUGA